Molecule: messenger RNA, 1115 nt
Organism: Ananas comosus (pineapple)
Lineage: Eukaryota; Viridiplantae; Streptophyta; Magnoliopsida; Poales; Bromeliaceae
Exons: 7
Coding region: 145-846 (233 amino acids)
Source: RefSeq, a predicted model, not a curated record
UUAAAAUAAAAAUCAUUUCCCGAACCCAGUCGAUCGCAUUUUACCUUUCCUCUUUCCUCGCCCACUCCCAUGGCGAGCUCGAGAUCCCCAAAACCACCUUCAUAGACGACGAAGACGAAGACGAAGACGAAGAGGGGAUGAACCAUGAAGCCCUCCGAUCGGAAGAGCGAGGAGCCACCGAAUCCAUGGCGACAGGACAGGGACGACGGCUCCAUGCCCCUCGGCAUCCUCCUCUACGCCCUCAUCGGCGCCACCGCCACCACCGUCGCCGUUGGUCAGUUGCGCAGGACCGUUAAUUGGUUCUACUCUCAGCUUUAUAGGUCCGAAUCAUAUUAUUCUUGGGGCAGCGGGACUCGCAGCUCAUAUCAUGGGCAGGAGGCUCGGAGAAGAUAUUACCGCCGAGUGCAAGAGAUGAAAGAGGAUGAAAGGGAGAGAGUGGAGCGCAUAAAGCGCAUGCAAAGUGUAUUCAACAGAGAGCGAACUAAAUCUAAGCAGAGCUACGAGACUUGGAGAGAUUACGGGCCUGGCACUUAUCAACAUUUUCCAAGAGAUGACUGGUACUGGAAGUCUGAAACAUUUUACGGGGAUCAAAGAACAAACUCCAGAUCAACCAUUGGCGGAAGCAGUAAUUACUUAAUGUCCCAUCACUAUUCCGUCUUGGGCCUCGAUAGGUCGAGAUCGACACCAUACUCAGAUGCUGAGAUUAAAAAUGCUUUUAGGCAAAAAGCAAUGGAGUACCAUCCAGAUCAAAACCAGAACAAUAAAGAAGCUGCUGAGGCUAAAUUUAAAGAAGUUAUGACAUCUUAUGAAGCAAUAAAGGUCGAGAGGAAAACUGGAACAUGUUGAGCACACUUCUGGUGCACUCAUGUAAAUAUAAAUAUUAUGUUUGGUACGGGAAAUUAAUGUCAAUUAUUGUGAUUCCAAUUUUACUUUUUUUUUCAUUUUUAUUUUGCACAUCUGUGCGAAUUUGUUUAUUUAACAUGGGCCUCAUUAUGCUGGCCUACCUUUAACUCUAUGAAAUAGUCUUUUAGAGAUAUUUUUGGAAGUGCGGAGGUUUUCGUGCUUCCAUAUUAUUUUCGACAAUAAGAUAUUCGAAUCAACGAUCGGUUUCAUUA